GUUUCGACCGUGUACUCGAAAAUGGUGGCUCUGAGUCGACUCGUCUCGUUGAUGACAAUUGUCUUUGCAUUUUUUGUGGCAAGUGCGCGCUCCGAUUCGAACGUCGUCGUCAAUAGAACAAUCGCGCCAACUAGCAAUGCUCGGACCGAAAAACCGCCGAUCGAUGCUCCCACGACGAAGAAAACUACUUUGUGUGACACUUGCGACUGCAGCGAUGCGGUAGUGAAUUGUACGGAUCUUGAGCUAGAUCAUCAUUUCGACGAUUCCUUGUGGCCCUUAAAGCCGCUGGAGAAAAUUCUCUUCAAAGGAAAUAUUCUCGUGCAUCUAAAGCCGUUCCCCAACAUAACGGCGAGCCGAUUAAUCCUUAGCGGCAACAGAAUAACAAAGAUCGAUGAUAAGGCUUUUAAAGAGAUUAGCAAUCUGACCGAGCUGGAUUUGAGUCAUAAUCAACUCACCUCGGAGUUACUGAGGCCUGCAGUGUUCGAGGGACGAUUCUCCGUGGAAGAGUACGAACCGCUGGACCAAUUGAGAAUCUUGAAUCUCGGCUACAACGCUCUUCACACUCUGAAGCAGGAUGUCUUCGAACACGUGUCCGAUCUCAGGGUUUUGAUACUGAGUGGCAAUCCUCUCACGACUAUCGAUCAGGGCACAGCAAAUGCAAUAAGCCAGCUCCUCUACCUGGAGGAUCUCGACCUUAGUUACUGCGAGCUCGCCGCAGUGCCCGACCACUUGUUUCAUGCUCCGAGCCACCUGAAGAAACUUAAUCUGAACGGUAACGACUUGAAAAGUCCACCGAGCGCCUUGGAAGAUUGCAAGGCACUGGAGCAUCUCAGCCUCGACGAAAAUCCCUUCGAAUUAUUGGAUCGGAGCGUGGCUUUUCCGGUGAUGCCGUCCCUCAAAGAGCUGAGUCUAGGCUCGCUCCCCUACCUGACCUCGGUGGGGCACAGUGUUUUCUCUCAACUUAUGGCUUUGGAAAGUAUCAGCUUGCGAAACUGUCCUAAGUUGACGGAAAUCGACGAAGAUGCUUUCGUGAGGAUAAAUGCGGAGAGUGCAGCAAUAUGGCCACCGGUGAAAGAGCUCGAUCUUUCGAACAACGCGCUGCGUUAUCUUUCGUUCAACCUCCUGGGACGCUGGGACCGUCUCGAGAAAUUGGAGCUCAUCGACAACGAGUGGUCCUGCGAUUGUGAUAAUCAAUAUCUGAUUGGAACGCUGCUGCCAGAGAUGGGAAAGAAGCUAAUGGGGAAAGAAAUCGACGCGCUCAAGUGUUCGGCACCACCGGAGCACGCUGGAAAGAAUUUAACGUCAUUGGCAAAUCGAAAACUACGAUGUUUGGAUCUGUAUGGGGCCCGACCCGAGCAUGACGCUGCAAUAUUGAUUGGCGUUCUGAUUGGACUCCUUUUGGCCAUUCCGGUCGCCCUCACGACUUUCGUCUUCUGGAGAAGAGGAUUUUUCUUCUGCGGUGCCCAAGGACCGGCUAGCUUUUCACGAGCAUUUUACAAACGAGCUAACAACGACGACGUCAUAUGAAUUCAUUCGAGAUUUCACGUACCGUACUAUUUCUUUCUCUGUUUUAUUAUCUCGACUCAUUGAAUUCUGUGGAAAAUUCAUUUUUACUUUCAUUUUAUUAUUUAUUUAUUUUUAUGCCCAAACGAAGGACGUUUUUGUGUCAAAACAUACUUCUUACUCACAGUCAAGAUUUUUCAAUUAAUUGCUGCACCAAAUUCGUACAAGAAUCCAGGGAAACUGCGGGAAACCAGAACGCCACCGACGACCAUAUUUCUGAUCCAUAUUGCAUCGGGCAGCAUCGUGCAGAACUGAAACACAAGCCCAUACACUCGUUGGUGAUCGACGUCGCCAAUUCAAGCACUAGUUUUUUAUUGAACUCGUUGAUUUUGACUUGGGAGAUCACGGAAGCCACGAACCGCUCAGCGACCCUGACUAGUUCCUUUUUUCAUCAAUUCAUCAUUCGUCUUGUGACCAGAACAAAGCUGAUACGAAUAUUCCAUAAUUGAGGAUAUUUUGUUUCGAGUAAUUCCAUUUUUUCCUGGAUUCAAAGUCGGUGUUCAUACUUCGAACAAAUGAAACAUAGUUUCUUAGAGUUUAGAGUAAAAAAUAUUUUUUCUCAAUGUUUGUUGUGCAGAAGCAAGCUUGGAAUGCACGAGCAGCUUUUGCGUUGGCCACAAUUCUCAUUGCGGCUCAUUUUGCCAGUGGGAAUUAUAUUUAGUCUCAAGUUAGUGUCGUUCCUCACCUUUCGUAUUAGUUUCCACAGCCGGGAACAGGCAAACUUCCCUUCCGACAUGAGCAGAUAAGAGCAUGUGUCUGAAAAAAUUUAUUUCUUACCUUUUUAUACCAUUUUCGUGAACAAUGAGCAGAUUUUUUUCACUAUCAUAGUCAUGCUUCGAUUAUUCGGAUGCGAACAUCUGAAGAACAUUUUUAUCAUAAAUUUAUUGCUAUUUUAUAUAUUUGUAUGAUCGUCAGGAAGAAAAAAAACCGAGCGAACACGACUACGAUUCUUUGUUAACAGUGGAUGAAAGAAAUUAUUAAUAAAAUUCUUCCCAAUCGA
This is a messenger RNA of Venturia canescens, 2563 nucleotides long. Its product is annotated as leucine-rich repeat-containing protein 15-like. Bases 22 to 1527 code for a protein of 501 amino acids. Gene Ontology annotation, cellular component: extracellular matrix. Lineage: Eukaryota; Metazoa; Arthropoda; Insecta; Hymenoptera; Ichneumonidae. Gene Ontology annotation, molecular function: protein binding. The transcript is spliced from 6 exons. The record is from RefSeq and is a predicted model, not a curated record.